Messenger RNA from Gamsiella multidivaricata, 2445 nucleotides. RefSeq lists its product as uncharacterized. Lineage: Eukaryota; Fungi; Mortierellomycota; Mortierellomycetes; Mortierellales; Mortierellaceae. The transcript has a single exon. The coding region runs from base 1 to 2445 and encodes 814 amino acids. The record is from RefSeq and is a predicted model, not a curated record.
AUGCUUUUUACGACGCGUCGCAUCGCGUCGUGGGUAGUUCGACAGAAGGUUAAGCCUGUGCUCUGGAAGCGCCAGCGCAGUCUCCAGCAACAACAGCAACAACAGCAGCAGCAGCAGAAACAGAAACAGUGCCGAGAUACUGACCUCAGGACCAAAGCUAACACCAACACGAGCGCGUCUUCAGAAACGAAUGUGACAUCUCAUCUCCUGCAUAGUGUGCCAACCACCCGAAUCACCGAUACAGCCAUAGAAAACACCACCGAAGCAUCUCGAGAACACGAUGUGAGGACAACGCCUAAGGAUGGAGAAACUGGUGCUGGAAUGGGACCUUCGCGAGGGGUGCAGCCUCGGGUGGUCCACUUUUCAAGGAUGGACGAUGUCCUGAGGGAGUAUGAUGCCGCUAGACGAGGUGAUUGCCAAGCAAGUGCCAACGGGCAAGACCCGCUCUCUGAAUCAAUCCCAGUCCCAGCUCAAGCCUAUAGCGCUGAUGAGGAAGCCGUCAACGACGACGAAGGCGCCGAUGUAGACUGGACGGAACGCUAUAUCGAGCUUCAGAUCAAUUACAAGGACAUCCUUGGAGCAUUACAUUUUACGCUGUCCCGGAAUAUUCAUCAAUUGCUCUUAGAUCACCGGCAUGCGGUACGACAGCUUCAGGGACAGAUGUUCAGAGUGAUCGCGGGAAUGGAGCCGUUGUUGUCAGAUGUGGUGUAUGAUAUGGUGAUCCCGAAGAUGACAAGGGACUUGGAGUCGCAAAGGAGGUGUUGUAAAGGUGUCGGAAGAGCGUUGAGGAAGGAGCUGAAAGGUGAGAUGUUGACGUUGCGGACGGCCGAGAAUGAUUUUGGUCAGAUCCAGCAGGAAGAGGCGGUGGAGGAGGAGGAAAGAGAUAAUGAACAGGUGGAUGAGAAUUGGACAAUGUUCGGGUGGAGUCCCCAGCAGUGUCCGUUCGCGAGUCCGUAUGAGGCAUCUGUAGCCCGAAAUCGGAUCCUCGCAGAGAAGAACGAAGGUAAAGGGGAACAGGGUGCAGAGCAACCACAGGGAGGAGGCAGUGGGCCUCCUCACAGUAUCAACACGGCACGACACCAUGCCAGUUCGCGGGCUUCCGCCCUAGAUUCCUCCUCCUAUACCUGUAGCAACAUUGGGACACAGAGUCAACGAAGAACACGGAAUCCUGCUGCCACAAGAUCGGGUCCCAGUCUUGCGCCAUCUAUUACACCAGCUAAUAGUCGCUCUCCUUCUUGCCAUACGGGUACAUCCCGCUCACGAGCACGAACACACAAUGCUUCUCACAAUCUCUCACACGGGUCCAACUCGAACUCACGUCGUGACAGAAGACGAGAUAAACGGUAUGGUGCAGUCAUUGCCACUUCGUCAACUUCAGGCACAGCACCCCAGGCAGUAAUCAAGCACGUUACGAACUUCUUCCAAGGCGGAACACAUCAUCACUACGGCACCACUCCCUGUCGCGGGCAUGAAAGGCACCGUCGCAAUAUAUAUGGAGGUCCUAUAAACGACACCCACAACGACAGCGACAGUGAUGAUGAUGACGACCUGCAGCGCCAUUUGCGGUCUUAUCCCAGGCGUCCCAAAACAUCGCGUGGCCGGUACUCUGAAGAAUACGCCUCUGAUGAUAGUAUCGAGCCCUCCUAUCAAGAUCCACGGGUUCAGAACCUAGGUCGCUCACACGCAUCCGCCCAUGCUCUCGUAAACCCUCUCAACAAAGACAAUGCCGGCAGUGAACAUGAUCCGUUUACGAUAGAUCUGAAUCCCAACAACCACCUCAUUUCGUCCCUGCCUUCGGCCACACGCCCCAGCGACAGCGGCAGCGGCAGCAGCGACGAAGGCCGUGGGGCACAAAACACUCUGCACCAUAAAUCCCCGACCGCCGACGACUACGAGAACUGGCCGCUAGUCUUCCGUGAAGAUCUGGCCCGUGCCCAACAGGACCAUAUCCCCGAACACGAGACCUCGGACGAGGAUCCUCUUUACAGCAGCACCCCAAGCAGCGGCGGAGCUAAUUUAACGAAUCCUCCGAGGGAAUGGAUUCGCCAGUCCCAUGUUCGUGAGACAACUCUGAUCUUGGAGGGUCGGCGGAGCGAAGCGACGGAGGUCCGAAGGAACCGCGUGGCCUUGCGUGAGAAGUCUUUCGCCUUAGUCACAGGAGUAGCAGGGGCAGAGUUCGGCACAUUCGGCCAGGUUACGGAACAGGGCGAGAAGAGCAUAUCGGCUAUGGUUUCAGAAGCAGAAUCCGGUGCAUGUAGACAAGGCAAGAAGAAGAAGAAAAAUGAAAAGAGUUUUAAAGCAAGGCUCCGUCUGGGUAGGAUUAGAGGCGGUCUUCUUGACCACAAAAGAUCAGGGAUCCGGAGGAAGACCCAUCGGCUAAAGCUCUGGAGCACGCUUGGGUUACUCAGGAGAAGAGACCCAAGAAGCAAUAAGGUCAGAAAGUAG